AGAACCGAGAGCUCCAGAUUAUGAGGAAGUUGGAUCAUUGUAACAUUGUCCGAUUGCGUUAUUUCUUCUACUCUAGUGGAGAGAAGAAAGAUGAGGUGUACCUCAACUUGGUGCUGGACUAUGUUCCUGAAACAGUAUACAGAGUUGCCAGACAUUAUAGUCGGGCCAAACAGACACUCCCUAUGAUUUAUGUCAAGCUGUACAUGUAUCAGCUGUUCCGGAGUUUAGCCUAUAUCCAUUCCUUUGGGAUCUGCCACCGGGAUAUAAAACCACAGAACCUCUUGCUGGACCCUGAUACAGCCGUUCUAAAACUCUGCGACUUCGGAAGUGCAAAACAGCUGGUUCGUGGAGAACCUAAUGUCUCAUACAUCUGCUCUCGGUACUACAGGGCACCAGAGUUGAUCUUUGGAGCCACCGAUUAUACCUCCAGUAUAGAUGUGUGGUCAGCAGGCUGUGUAUUGGCUGAACUGUUACUAGGACAACCAAUCUUCCCAGGUGACAGCGGUGUGGAUCAGUUGGUGGAAAUAAUCAAGGUUCUGGGAACGCCUACAAGGGAGCAAAUUAGAGAAAUGAAUCCAAACUAUACUGAAUUCAAAUUCCCCCAGAUUAAGGCACAUCCAUGGACUAAGGUCUUCCGGCCCCGCACUCCACCAGAAGCAAUUGCGCUAUGUAGCCGUCUGUUGGAGUACACCCCCACUGCCCGCCUGACUCCCCUGGAGGCCUGUGCGCACUCUUUCUUCGAUGAACUACGGGACCCAAAUGUCAAGUUACCAAAUGGGCGAGAGAAACCUGCACUCUUCAAUUUCACCACUCAAGAACUGUCAAGUAACCCAUCUCUGGCUUCGAUCCUCAUCCCUGCUCAUGCCCGGAACCAAGCAGCUGCUUCAACCCCUACAAAUGCUGCAGCGGCCUCAGAUGUUAACGCAGGAGAACGAGUUCAGACCAAUAGUGUAGCUACAGCAUCAGCCUCCAACUCCACCUGAACCGGUACCAAGCAGCCAGCUACACGGGAAAAAUCACCAGUAAUUUGAGUCUUGCUCAGCAACACUGGUCACAUUUGGAAAGAAAAUUAAAAAGAGGAAAAAAAAAACAACCAACAAACCAACCAACCUGUUCAUUUUAGUGUUCAAUUUUUUAUUAUUAUUAUUGUUGUUCUUAUUUAACCUUGUAAAAUAUCUAUAAAUACAAACCAGUUUCAUUGUAUUCUCACUCUGCAGGGUGUCCGGGGCAGGGGACUAGGUGGGGGGGAGGAGGGAAAGCAGAGCAAUACAACACACCAAUGUCUCUCCCCUCGACAAUCUCUUCAUGUUGGAAGUUUGCUGUUGUGUACUUCAGAACCAGAACUCUUGCCUCAUGCCCCCUCCCACUACAGAAAGAA
Molecule: messenger RNA, 1378 nt
Organism: Pterocles gutturalis (yellow-throated sandgrouse)
Lineage: Eukaryota; Metazoa; Chordata; Aves; Pterocliformes; Pteroclidae
Gene: GSK3B
Product: glycogen synthase kinase 3 beta
Exons: 9
Coding region: 21-983 (320 amino acids)
Biological process (GO): protein phosphorylation; negative regulation of canonical Wnt signaling pathway; extrinsic apoptotic signaling pathway in absence of ligand
Cellular component (GO): glutamatergic synapse; beta-catenin destruction complex; cytoplasm
Molecular function (GO): tau-protein kinase activity; beta-catenin binding; protein serine/threonine kinase activity
Source: RefSeq, a predicted model, not a curated record